AUGGUCCCGUGGCGCUGCAAAUGCCGAAGGUUUUUUUUGGUGGCUAGCUUCCUUGCGGUAGCCAGCAUGCUUGGCAAGCCCGAAGCUUUGGUUCCAGCUGGCAGGGAGCCUGCCAUGGAAGUGGUUUUCGUACAUGGCUUUGGAGGGCCCAAUGAAGAUGAGAAGCGUUUCGUGCAACUCCUCCGGGAAGAGAUGGAAAAAGUGGGCGCCAGAGUCCAUGCACCAACAUACCAUCCAGGUGGACGCGUGGGGGCAACCUCUUUGCCAAGAUUCAUGGAGGAGUUGAAGGCGCUGGCAGAGUCCAGCGAGACGAACGUGACGCUGCUGGGCUUCUCCGUGGGUGGCUGGUUGGUGGCCAGCUUUCAGGAGCGAUGGCCACAUUUGGUGAAGCGAGUCGUUUUGUUGGCGCCGGCCAUUGACAAUUUCGAAAGGAAUUUUGAGGGCAAAGCUGAGCAAGAUUGGUACAUGCCUGCAGCCUAUGUGGCUGAACUUCGAGAGAUGACAGCCAGACCUGCCAUUAAGGUGCCCGCAAUGCUGGUGCAUGGAGAUUGCGAGACCGAUGCUGGAGGCUCCGCUUUAUGGCGCGUGAAGGAGUGGGCCCAGGCGGAAAACUUUGCCAGGUGCUACUUUCCAGAAGGCCUGGGGCACAGCAUGGACAUCGUCGAAGCUGGGCCUGGCUUCGGAGCAGUAAAGUCCUGGCUGAUGGGAGCAGAGGAUUUGCUGACAUGA
This is a messenger RNA of Cladocopium goreaui, 729 nucleotides long. The record is from the annotation of a GenBank genome assembly. Lineage: Eukaryota; Dinophyceae; Suessiales; Symbiodiniaceae.